Molecule: messenger RNA, 822 nt
Organism: Daucus carota subsp. sativus
Lineage: Eukaryota; Viridiplantae; Streptophyta; Magnoliopsida; Apiales; Apiaceae
Exons: 1
Coding region: 1-822 (273 amino acids)
Molecular function (GO): RNA-DNA hybrid ribonuclease activity; nucleic acid binding
Source: RefSeq, a predicted model, not a curated record
AUGUGCAAGCUUUGUGUCAAUGCUUUAGCAACAAAAGAAAAUUUUUACAAAAAGAACUGCUCACCAUCCCCAAAUUGUCCAAUUUGUCAUGAUAGAAUUGAACCUGUAAAGCACAUGCUUUUUGAGUGUGACUGGACGAGGGCAGUUUGGUUCUCAAGCUCGCUUACCCUUAUUCCUCCUUCGCCUGGUACGUCCAGUGUGCUCCAAUGGUUAGAUACUCGUAUUGCUGCUACAACCUCUAAGAAAGAGAGUUCAUAUCUUAUUUCUGGCUUUGCUUUUGUCGCAUGGUCAAUCUGGACAGCUAGAAACAAAUUUGUUUUUGAGCAUAAUUUAGUUUGCCCACUCUUAAUUAUUAAAUCAGCCUCUCAAGCUCAAUCUGAAUUUUUGUCUUUGUUAAAUUCCUCAUGUUUAGAGUCUCUAAGCUCUGUCAUCAAUUAUCCAUCGCAGUGGAUCCCUCCCCCUGUUUUAUCGGUGAAGUUCAAUUGUGAUGGUACUUUUAAGCGAGGCUCCGCAUCUAUUGGUGUUGUGAGAAGAAACUCUGAUGGAAGUCUUAUUAACGGUUUGGGUUGUAAAGUUAAUGUUAUAUCUUCUCUUCAGUCUGAGCUUCUUGCGAUUCGUAAGGCCUACAUGAUAAUUACUCAACAACGUAUUGCUCAUAGUAUUGUUGAAUCUGAUUGCAAGGUUGUUGUUCAUCUUUUACAAUCUGAUAAUGCGCCUCCUUGGGACUCUGCUGUUGUUAUAGAGGAUAUCAGAUUUAUGGCAUCUGUUUCAAGUAUAUCCUUCUCUUUUGUGGCUCGCUCCGGUAACCGUGCAGCUCACUAG